Molecule: messenger RNA, 4706 nt
Organism: Dunckerocampus dactyliophorus (ringed pipefish)
Lineage: Eukaryota; Metazoa; Chordata; Actinopteri; Syngnathiformes; Syngnathidae
Product: protein 4.1-like
Exons: 25
Coding region: 178-3477 (1099 amino acids)
Biological process (GO): cortical actin cytoskeleton organization
Cellular component (GO): cytoskeleton; plasma membrane
Molecular function (GO): actin binding; structural molecule activity
Source: RefSeq, a predicted model, not a curated record
GGACAAGGGUCACGACUGGCCCCAGCGAGUGGUGACGCUGAGAAAUGGUUCUACUUUUGCAUUGUGUUACCUAAAAAAUAUUCAUCAUGUUAAUUGAUUAUUGUGUGACUUCUUUUUCUUCUCGGGCAUGGAUCCAUCACUUCCUGUUUACAUCUAAUACCCUGUCAACUCAUCGCCAUGACGACAGAGCAAAGUGAACCACAGGAGGCGGAGUCUCUCCCUGAAGCCGGCGCCCACUGCGCACCCAUUCAGGUAGGGGAGGGCAGGGCAUCCCAAUACCAAGGUAGUUUAUUGGCAGACGAGUCAACCGGUCACCUGUCACCGGGCAGUCGAGUCGCUCCCUCCCCGGUCAGGAAUUCUCUGAACUUCAGGACCAUGCAGGCCAAAGUGACCCUGCUGGACGGCACCUUAUUUACCUGCACUGUGGAGAAACGAGCUCGUGGUCUUCAGCUGUUUGAGAAGGUCUGCGAGCAUGUCAACCUCCUGGAGCGGGACUACUUUGCCUUGUCCUUCAGAGACGCAGACAACCACAAGAACUGGUUGGAUCCUGGGAAGGAGAUGAAGAAACAGGUCAGAGGUGUGCCCUGGCACUUCUCCUUCAACGUCAAGUUUUACCCCCCUAACCCUGCCCAGCUCUCUGAGGACAUCACCAGGUACUUCCUGUGUCUGCAGCUCAGACAGGAUAUCGUGUCCAGUCGACUUCCGUGUUCAUUCACAACUCACACUGUCCUCGGCUCCUACACCGUCCAAUCAGAGCUAGGAGACUACGACCCAGAUGAAUGUGGCUCGGACUACGUGAGCGAACUUUGUUUUGCUCCCAACCAAAGCAAGCAAAUGGAGGAGAAGAUCAUGGAGCUACACAAAAGUUACAGAGGAAUGACACCAGCUGAAGCUGAGAUGCAUUUCCUGGAAAACGUGAAGAAACUUUCAAUGUAUGGAGUUGACCUUCAUCAUGCAAGGAUGGUAGGAAGCCGCUUUGAUUGCUUGUCUUCAGGUCGCUCCGAGGACUCGGAGGGCGUGGCCAUCAUGCUGGGUGUGUGCAGUAGUGGCCUGCUUGUCUACAGGGAUCGGCUGAGGAUCAACAGGUUUUCAUGGCCAAAGAUCCUGAAGAUCUCCUACAAAAGAAACAACUUCUACAUCAAGAUACGGCCUGGAGAGUUUGACCAGUUUGAAUCAACGAUUGCUUUCAAGCUGCUAAACCACAGAGCAGCCAAGAGAUUGUGGAAAGUGUGUGUGGAGCAUCACUCCUUCUUCAGGCUUGUCUCUCCAGAAGAACCUCCAAAGCGUUUUCUCACCCUCGGUUCCAAGUUCCGCUACAGCGGCCGUACGCAGAUCCAAAGUCGCAGAGCCAGCGCUCAGAUCUCCAGACCGGCACCCAAUUUCCCACGAUGCAUCAGCAAGAGGAACAUGCUGAGUCGCAGCCUGGAUGGAGCUCCAAGUGCCACGCCCACCUCCUCUCUCAAUGGCUCUCCAGCCAUCACAGCCAAUGGAAACUCACAAACAGACAUGGGCACUGGACUGUACGCAGUGUCUAAAACCAUCACGGCCAGUGACCUCAUCACCACAGUGACCCCUGAGAAGAGGAUGGAGGAGCAGAUGGAUGAAGGAACCAAUCAGACGAGUGCUUUCAGACCAGGUGAAUACAAGUGGCAGACAAGUUUACACCUUCGCUUGGAUCCUUUUUGUCCUUAUCUUGUUGUUGCAGUUGAGGAGGUGCAGGACAGCAUGGAGGUGGAACAAGAGGCGGCACGAGAGGUGGUUCAAGAGGCGGAGAAUGAGGUGGAGCAGGAGGUGAAGCAACAGGACGACGAGGAGGCCAUGAAAGUAAUAGAUGUCCCUCAAAGUCCACUGACUCCCGAGCAACUAGACGACAAUCUAAAAACUACAGAGCUGACAGAGACUGUGGAUGGAGACCUGACAGCCACUGAGUCUGACCAGGAAGACGACUUAAAAAGUGAACAGGAAAUUGUGGCCAGUCCAGAAAAGGUUGAGAAACCCGCAAGUACCAUCAGCGAUCUAAGGCGCUCCUUCUUAGAGGGAGGGGGGCCAGCGGGAGGGCUGACCGAGUGGGAAAAACGUCUGGCGUCGUCGCCUGUUCGACGAGCGGACGACUCGCCCAUGAUUGAGCCCCUGGAGGCAGGAGAGGAGGGCGGGGCCACAGUAAAGCGAGAACCCCCACAGCCAAUCAAAGGGAAGAGCAUCACUCUGGGGCGGAGUUAUGACACCACCUCCGGCAGUGUUGUCGCCAUAACGAACGAUUUUACCGUGAUGAGAACAAGGGGUGAUGACGUCAUCACUGGGGGACAGUCUCUUCUCAUGAGUAGUAAUAAGGCGGAGCCCCGACUCCCCGGGGGUCAAAGCAGAGCGAUGGGAGGUGAAGCCCCUGCUUUUGUGGGUGGAAGCCCCGCCCCUGCACUGAGUCACCUCACCAGCAGGAAGUCACCCUUCAUGGCCAGAGCGCCGAAGCCUCCGCUAAGCGAAAUGUCUCCUGAGCUGACCGCUUUGCUGAAGUCGGCCAGAGAACAAAAAACCUUCAUGGAACACAACCUGAUGAAGACCUCAGAGAGAGUGGAGACCAUCAUGGUGGCGUCAGAGGAAGAGCCGAUGACGGAGCAGCACCAGGUAGUGACGGGGGGUUUCAUGGGUCCGCCUCCUUGUGAGCCCCCACCCCCUCCGCCAGGGGCUUCAGUGAUGCAUGCUGAUGAUGCCAGCGAUUAUAUUGAUCGUCAGUAUAAGUUUGACGAUGCAAGUGAUGAUGAGCCAAGCAGCCAGGCGAGUGAUGACGACCUCAGCCAGGCUAGCCAGGAUGCUAUCAGCGUGUUAGCUCAGGCAGUAGUGGAAGAGGCCAUGGAUACAGCAGCCAGACAGUCUCAAAGCCCCACAGCUGGCAUCACUGAUCCAGAAAGCACUGCACUGCUUAGUCCCACCAUGAGGCCCUGUUCUGUGUUGGGCACUCGGCCGGCUACAAGUCUAUCGCUGCGCUACCAUGACGACGAGGACUCUGAGGAGGUUUCUGAAGAGGAUGAAGGUGGAUGGAGGACUGGCGAAAACUCCCCUUCCCCCACCUCUCCGCGUAGCCCCUGUUCCACCAAUGAGAGGCAGCUUUGCUACCACGCUGACCAAGAUAAGGAUGGUCAGACCUUGCAAGAGGUGGUUCCUGUGUUGAGGAAGACUUUGACGUAUGAAGCUCCAGGGAGGCAAGUGGACUCUGAUCGUCCUGCUGGACUGCUGCUGAGUUCCCAGACCUUCACUGCAGAGACAUCCACCACGUCCAGCACCACUCACAUUACCAAGAUGGUGAAUAGAGGGAUUUCAGAAACUAGGAUUGAGAAGAGGAUUGUCAUUUCCGGAGACACCGAAAUGGACCACGAUCAGGCUCUGGCAGAGGCACUCAGCGAGGCCCGGCGGCAGCAUCCCGAGCUGUCCGUCACACGGGUCGUCAUCCAUAAAGAAACCGAGGUUGACCCCGAUGAUUGAUUAGGGACAUCGCAGGUAAAAAGGUCAAAGGAUGCUGAUUGGCUAAUGCAUGGCAGUGUGGAGAGUUCAAAUUACAAGUGCUAUGCUAACAUCUGCUAGCACCUUUUCACGGUCACCUCCUGGGAAAAAAACACUGGGAGGAGUAAUGUAUCAAGAAAUUCAAGAAAAUUCAACUUAAAACCCCGGAAAUUCUAAAAAGCAGACACUAAAACACUCAAGAGAACACGUGACCUGAAUAAGCUAGCCUUUGCUAACACAGCUUCUCGAAACGAUGCGAAUUAGCAUGCAUUUCUCAUGACUCUUCUGUCUCUUUCAGGACACUUAAAGGCUGCACUGUGGAAGUCGGAGCCAGCAAAUACAUAAAAGAAGCUGAGAAUUUACAAGAUAAACACACAUGUAACCAAAUAGAAUGCAAUGAACAUUAGCUCUCCAUUCUGACCUCACUCUCUCGUAGCAAGCAGACAACCUGACCCGCUGUAGUAUUUGCUCAUCGCAGAAAUGUUUUAUUCUGACAAGGUAGCAUGAUUGCCAGCACUGCAUAGUGGCUAAAAGCUUCGUUUAUUGUGUUAUUUUAUCAUAGAGGCAGGCUACAACACACAACCACAAUGAUGAAAGGAUCAGUGCCACACUAUAAUAAAGGGCUUUGACGCUAACCGCUUUUAGCUAGCUUAAGCUAGUUGCUAGUGAACCAGAAGCUUGUUGAUAUACUGUGACUUACUUGACAAUUACACCAAAAUAUGCUUUUAAAAUGUACUCAUAUUCUCACCAGCCCAUUAUGAUCAACUAAGCAUUAGCAUGCUAAUGUUGAUCCAUAUUUACCAAAAAACACCUAUUGUUCGUUUACUGUACAGAAUUUGGUUUUGGUUGUAACAUACGUAGUUGUACUCUGUCUCUAUGGAAACCUCAUCAUUACUGUAAUACUCGCCUACAGUAUGUACGUCAACAUGUAUUAUUUAUUGUUCAUUAAACAACACUUGCUUUGUCAUGUUAUUUAAGACUGAAGGUUGCUUAAUAAAAUGGCUGACAGUUGUCGUCAUGGUUGUCCCCUAUUUGCCCACAGCUGGGCCCAAUGUCCAAAUUCACAAGCAGCCCAUCAAAUCCUGUGUUUAUGUCUCAAUAUCUGACCAAACUGUGCUAUUCUUAUCAACACAUGUUGUAUCCUUACACUGUUUGGGCCUAUCCACAUGUUUCUCUGAUGAAAACACGCCAGUCCUUAGGGAGGAGCUUUG